UUGUUUUGGUUUUUUUUUAGGAGGAACAGAGGAAGGUCCGUGAACUAAUUAUUUUGAAUUUCAUUUUAUUGUGAAAUUUGAAAAAAUUCUCAGUCUUCUCAUCGAAUUAAGAGUACAGUUAACGAAAUUAUUAUUCAAAUAUUACCGAUACAAGGAUAACCGUGUAAUAUCUCGAUGUUCGUAGGAGUAUCGUUGCUUCGUAACGAGUGAUAAGAAAUUCCAAGUAAUUAUGGCAGAAGACGACAAAGAACGUCAAAUCGACGAAGUCGAAGUUUUGGAAUCGAUUUACCCCAAAGAACUCUACAUCAAUACGAAAUAUCCGUUCUCCGGCUGCUUGAAAAUUUCACCAUCGACCCCAGAAGAAGAAUUCCCCGUGAAAAUAAUCAGUAAAUUGGGCAACAAUACCGAAGAAAGGAUGCUAAAAAUACAACAUCUUCCUCCGAUCGAGCUGUACUUCCAAUGUCCUAGCGAUUAUCCUUCUAAAUCGCAACCUUACUUCAUGCUGAGUUGUCUUUGGUUACCCGAUAAUCAGUUAUCGGAGAUAUGUAGAAAAUUGGAUACUAUUUGGGAUGCUAACGAAAGCGAGAUUUUAUUCGCUUGGACGUCGUUUUUAAAAGAAGACUGUUGCAAAUUCUUACACAUCGAAGAGCUGCGAAUCGUCUUAGAUAUGGACGUAAUUAAUCACAAACUGCCCGAACAAGACGAAUCUACGUCUCGUAAUUUGAACUUGGGUCAGGGUUCGGUAUCGUCUAUUCUGCGCGAAGAAUACGCCAACAAGACUUUAAACGUGAAACCUCUCAAUGUCAGAUCUAACGAUCAAGUUGCACGAAGCAAGCAUAUGAACUCCAAGUUCAAAUACAUGAAGAAUAAUAAGCUAAGGAGGAAAGCGGACGACGAAAAUUACAAAUACGAAACUCCCAAAGAUCUUAUCAAUAAGGCAAAAAGUGCUUCCAAAGAAAACAAUGUCGUCUGUGAUAAACCAAUCGCGUCUAAAUCCAGAGAAGAUAACAAUUCAUCCAAAUGUAACCACGUUUUUAAACUUAUGAACAUGUAUGGGAAACGAAGAAAAAUAUCACGUGACAACGAAGACACAAGAAUCAUUCCGAAACCUAGCGAAGAAAUCGGUCGUAUCGCUAAAUUAAUCGAAGAAUUCAACGAUCGCGUUCUCGAGACUGAAUUCCGUACCGAAAAUCACUCCUGCGAAGUAUGUUUCGACGUUAAACUCGGUACCGACUGUAUUCGAGUGAAACCCUGCAAGCACGUGUUCUGCAAAUGCUGCUUGAAAGAUUAUCUAACUUUGAAUAUCGUCAACGGUAACGUAGGCUCGAUUAGAUGUUUACAAUUCGAAUGCGACUCUUCGCUAACCGAUUUACAAAUACGUCAAAACAUCGACGAAGAAACCUAUCUAAAGUAUCGUAAAUUCUCCGUCAAACUGGCCAUCGAAAACGAUCCCAAUCUGUUAUAUUGUCCGAGAGAAAUCUGCCAAAGCGUCGCACGUAUUUCUACCCUAAGUCCGGAGAUGUGCCACUGCGGCACUUGUCAAUUUUAUUUCUGUAUUUAUUGCAAAAAAGCCUACCACGGGGUACAAAUGUGCAACCUCAAGAGCGAAGAACGACUCAAGGUUAUACGCGAAUAUCAAGAAUGCAGUCUGGAAAGAAAACUCGAACUGGAGAAACGCUUCUCUAAACAACAGCUCCAGAAAUGGGUCCAAGAUGACUUGAGCGAGAAAUGGCUGGAAGCCUGCAGUAAACCGUGUCCUAAUUGUAAAGCAGUAAUACAGAAAAUCGACGGAUGCAAUAAAAUGAUGUGUUUGAACUGCAACACUCCAUUCUGCUGGCUCUGUAAUUUAACGCUGAAUCGCAGUCAACCUUAUAAACAUUUCAUCGAUCCGGAAUCGCCUUGUUAUCAGAAACUAUUCCCACCGGAGGAGAUGGAAGAAGAACACGAGUUUAUAGAUGAAGACGAAGAAGACGACGAAGAAUUCAUUAAUCUGAUCGAUGAAAUGUUGAACGCUAACGAUGGCGAUCUAGAAGAAUUGUGGCCUUAUUAUUACGUAGAGUGAUGAAGUAGUCUGCAAUUGCCCUCGUUUACCUGAUGAGCUUUCAUUUAUCAGUGAACCGAUUGCUGAUUAGCUUAGUUUCGUUAUUCUUUCCUUCGUCGUGUAUUUUUUUACACGUACUUCGUACAUUCAACUCGCGGCUCCGUUCAUUUUAUCCACUUUAAUAUCUUACCUAUAUCUACGUUUUAUUCGAUGUUUCCCGAACUUCGUUCUUGAUUAUUUAUUUUGUGUUCGUCGGAAUUUUGAAUAAUAAUUCGUAUUUUUAUUUAGCUACCUACAACGUUUCAUUUUUGGGGUAAAAUAAACGAUUUUAGUCUUGGAUUAUUUAA
Planococcus citri (citrus mealybug) is the source of this 2388-nucleotide messenger RNA. Its product is annotated as E3 ubiquitin-protein ligase RNF14-like. The record is from RefSeq and is a predicted model, not a curated record. Gene Ontology annotation, molecular function: zinc ion binding; ubiquitin conjugating enzyme binding; ubiquitin protein ligase activity. NCBI's taxonomy places the organism in Eukaryota, Metazoa, Arthropoda, Insecta, Hemiptera, Pseudococcidae. The transcript is spliced from 3 exons. Gene Ontology annotation, cellular component: cytoplasm; ubiquitin ligase complex. Bases 230 to 2062 code for a protein of 610 amino acids. Gene Ontology annotation, biological process: protein polyubiquitination; ubiquitin-dependent protein catabolic process; positive regulation of proteasomal ubiquitin-dependent protein catabolic process.